UAUUCUACCAUUCGUCUUUUUUUACGGGUGCGAGUAGUUGAACGUGAUUUGGUGAUAAUUUCUCGUCUAUCACAAGUAAAUUUACACACGAAAUAGAAUAUAUCUUAGUGAAGAACGGCGUUGAACGCAAAGGAGUCUUAAAAUACAUUCUGAAAAUAUGUCGGAAACAGCAGGAACAAUAUAUCCUCCAGUCUCUUGGGCCCAGCGUCACGAGCUGCUCUAUGUCAUCAUCGAUGUUGAAUGCACUAACAUUGAACAUAAAGUGACAGAGAAUACUUUCACUUUCAAGGGCGUUAACGCUCUAGACGCAACCAAAAAAUACGAAGUUACGCUCAACUUCCUACAUCCUGUGAAUCCGGAAAGAGUGACGAGUAAGAACAUUGGCAGAUGUUUGGAAUUUACUAUUUAUAAGAAAGAAGCAGGUCCAUACUGGCCCUCUCUUACCAACGAUAAAAUCAAAUUGCACUUUUUGAAAGCAAAUUUCACUAAAUGGAAAAAUGAGUCUGAUGAAGAAGAUGAGGGUGAACCAGAACCUCCCUUCAAUAAUCUCUUCAAUUCAUCAUGGAAUAAAAAAUUCGAUGAUUUAGGUCUAGAAGAUGACGAUUCAGACGAUGAUAUUCCCAGCUUAACUAAAAAUGACGAGGACUCUUCAGAUGAAGACAAAGAGAAGGGAGAAGCAGAGGAACCAGCACCUGAGGCUGAGAAGAAAUAGUUUAAUAAUUUGUUAAACAUUUGAAUAACGUAGUGCAGAAAAUAUGGAACUUAAGAGAUGAUCACAAAAACAAAAAAAAAACUCCAAACUAAACAUAAGAAUCCCUAUUACUAUAAAUAAACUAUUUUUCCAAACGAUUGGAAAGGAAAUCAA
Messenger RNA from Zeugodacus cucurbitae (melon fly), 865 nucleotides. RefSeq lists its product as uncharacterized. Gene Ontology annotation, cellular component: nucleus; cytosol. The record is from RefSeq and is a predicted model, not a curated record. The transcript has 5 exons. Gene Ontology annotation, molecular function: protein-folding chaperone binding; Hsp90 protein binding. Bases 158 to 712 code for a protein of 184 amino acids. Lineage: Eukaryota; Metazoa; Arthropoda; Insecta; Diptera; Tephritidae. Gene Ontology annotation, biological process: protein folding; chaperone-mediated protein complex assembly.